Molecule: messenger RNA, 2882 nt
Organism: Penaeus chinensis
Lineage: Eukaryota; Metazoa; Arthropoda; Malacostraca; Decapoda; Penaeidae
Exons: 9
Coding region: 14-2113 (699 amino acids)
Biological process (GO): stabilization of membrane potential; potassium ion transmembrane transport
Cellular component (GO): membrane
Molecular function (GO): potassium ion leak channel activity
Source: RefSeq, a predicted model, not a curated record
GGCGGCGGCGACCAUGCGGCAGAAGGCGGACGACGCCCGAAGGGGCUCCACGGACGGCAAGCAGGAGAAGUCGGUGAAGCUGCCACGGCGCAUGUCGGCCAGCGUGGCCAAGCAGGAGACGCGCUGGGGUAUGAGCAAGGAGACGAGGAGCGGCCUCAAGGUGACGGCGCUCUGGAUCACCUACCUGCUCCUUGGCAGCGUCGCCUUCAUCUACCUCGAGCAGACCACCACCACCACCGCCACGCCCAAGGACCACCAACACUGGGCCAGGUUCAAAGAGCUGGCAUCCGCAGGAGACGCGCUGGAGGAACUGCUGGAGCUCCGGCUACACCUCCUGCAGCUGUGUCCGCACCCGGUCAUCAACGGAACCUUUGGUUUGCUGGAAUCGAAUGGCGAGAGCGAGAGCCACGGCCCGGCCCCAGGGUCCGCCGCCCACCAGGACAAGCUCGGGCUGGGCGCUGAUUGGUCGAGCGCCGUGGAGGAGGAGUGCCAGGAGAGCCUCAGGAUCAUCGAUCACGUGACCGAGGUGGAGAAGUGGACGCUGGUCGACUCCAUCUACUUCACCAUGUCGGCGGUCACCACCAUCGGCUACGGACACAUCUCGCCCGCGACGCGCUACGGGCGGCUGUUCUGCGUGCUGUACUCGCUGGUGGGCGUGCCGCUGACCUGCAUCCUAAUGGCGUAUUCAUCCGAGAUGCUGUCCAACCGCAUGCUGCAGCUGUACACCUCGGCCAGGAAAUACGAGACAAAGCUAACCUUCCUGUCCCCCCCUCCCGCGCCCCCGGGCGGCCCCCCCUCCCCCCUGCAGAAGCGACACCAGCGCCACCGCAAAACGCUCCUCUACGGCAUCACCUGGAUCUACCUCAGCGUCGGCUUCAUCGUGUUCAUGUUCCUGCCGUCGCUGGCGCUGUCCAAGCUGGAGGACUGGAGCUACGAGGACGCCCUCUACUACACCUUCAUCACGCUCAGCACCAUCGGCUUCGGCGACCUCGUGGCGGGAUACCGCAAGGACCAGCCCUACAGCGAGGUCUACAAGCUGGCCAUCGUCGUGUGGAUCAUGAUGGCCCUCGGCUACUGGUUCCUGCUGCUGAACUUCCUCCAGAAGGCGCUGAAGAGCAACGUGCCCCGCAGGAUCAAGAAGACCUUCAGGUCGAAGAGGAUCGCCAAGCAGGCAGAGUUCUUCCGGCAGCUCGUGGGCAGGGUGAAGCUCGGGCAGCGCAAGGCGUCGCUGGUGGACGGCGACCGCGGCGUCGUGGCGCUCAUGGUGGAGGUGGCCGGCGCCUUCGUGGGCGACGAGCCCGGCAGGACGUCCAGGAAGCAGAGCCUCAGGAUCGACUGCACGCAAGGGAACGACGACUCCGACAGCGAGAUCAACGAGCCACUGACGCUGUCCGACCUGCUGGACGUGAACGUGGUCCUGCGCUCCGACUCCAUGCCCGCCAUCAGGAACCUGGUGGCGCAGACGGGCACGCCGGCCGAGGAGUACUCGCAGAGCCUGCACGGCAUCAUGACGGGCGCGGCGGAGGGCGAGGGCCAGGCCGGCGACGUCGAGGGAGGCCAGGCGGCCGAGAGCUUCCCCGACGAGGUGGUGCUGCCGCUGAGGGAGGUUCUGCACCUGGUGUCGCUGGUGGCGUCCGUGGAGGAGCAGGUGCACAACACGGGCGAGGACGACGACGCCACGGCCUGCAGCAGCACCACACUGCAGGAGGACCCCAACGCCUCGCCCGGCGACUCCACGCCCUCCAUCGUGACCUUUGAUCCCCGCGAGAACGUACCUCUGCUCAGGGACAUCUUCCACUGCAAGCACAACCACCCCUCCAAGAGUGCCUUCUGCAACGGCAUCAAGAUGAAGUCGCGCAUGCGCACGCUGAGCCAGCGCGAGGAGGAGGAGAUCGACGAGGUGCUCAACGAGGUGUUCGACGUGAGCACGGACGCCGAGGAGGACGAGGAGGAGGACACGGAGGGCGACAACGAGAGCCAGCUGGAGGACGACGAGGACGAGAGCGAGGGCGAGCACGCCAGGAGGCUUGGCGACGGGCCCAAGACGCUGCAGGACGUUGAGGCAGGGAACUACUGCAUGCGCGGCAAGAUUGGCUGCGUCCACAAGAGGUAGGGGAGGCCACGCACGAGCAGAGGAAUCCACGCAAGAGCGACGAGAGCCGCCGACGCGAUCCUCAAGCACGCCCGUCCGCCUCCCUGGGACGGCGCCCCUCGCAGUCUCUCGCCAAGGACUUCCAUGCUGCCCCCGGGGCGACGUCUCCGACUCACGCUCCGACGUCGGCGUCUCUGACGGACAUAUUUAUCAAUGGCUUCCUUCCUCUCCGUCCUCGCCAUGAAUUCCUCUUCUCGUAGGAUGACCGCAAGGAAGGCGAGCGCCCAGGACGAGCGCCUUGUGCCAGCUCCCUCGUUGACCCUGGACUCCCGUGAGAGCCACAGUGCCACGUCUCCUUCUGCAGAUGCAUACCCAUGUGCCUUAAUACGUAUCUGUCAGCGUAUCUGAACGACUGUCAGUCUACUUUCCGAUCCGCAUUUCUGUGCAGCUAUCUCUCUCCAAAGUGUACAAGGGAGGCAGAAACUGAAGGCAACUUUACGGGAAGACUUCCUCAAAUGAACGCGGCCUUCACACGAAAUGUAUUUCUUUGCUCUGGUGAUGUGUAAAGACAGCUGUGUGGUAGGGAGAAAUUAGCUACAACUUAUUCCUGUAUAGUAUUAUUGUUUUUAGACUAAAACUAGACUGACUUGUAAUUAGUUAUAGUAUGUAAGGUAUAAACAGAUUUGUAAGAUCUAACACCUUGUUAACAAGCUUUAAAGUGAUUCCACAAUAUGAAUACAGCACAGUGAAAUUUAGUAAGAUAAUACAAUGAGUAAUUACCAAGGUUCAA